Molecule: messenger RNA, 3109 nt
Organism: Papilio polytes (common Mormon)
Lineage: Eukaryota; Metazoa; Arthropoda; Insecta; Lepidoptera; Papilionidae
Exons: 20
Coding region: 119-2479 (786 amino acids)
Biological process (GO): cilium assembly
Cellular component (GO): MKS complex; ciliary transition zone
Source: RefSeq, a predicted model, not a curated record
UUGUAUUAUUUUAACUUCGAUAGGCAGUUUGUUUGGACUUCAUUUGCCGAACUGCAGUAAUACGGAGUUUUUUGAAGUCAGUAGUUUUAAUUGCCGACCAUGUCCUUACAAUAGCUCUAUGAUUGCUUCAGUGGACGGUUUAUCUUGCACUUGUGAGAGUCACAGUGUAAUGACGAAUUCGGGGCAUUGCAAAGCAUGCAACGUGACAGAGGUUGUAUCCGCAGACGGGAAUAGUUGCGUGCCGCGGAGAUGUCAGGCCUCUGCGAAUAGGGUGGUCUGUAGGAAAUGUCCGAAAGAUUAUAUAGCAGUGUCCCAAAAUCAUGAUGGAACUCCGAUGAAAGAGGUUCAGUGUGUGAAGUGCGGUCGAGGAUACCGCCCCCUGGUGGACACCUGCGUCAAGUGCGACGGCUGCGACUGCAGAAAACAAGAGGUGCUUGUCCACGGCACAUGUCUGCCCAAGAAAUACGUCAUCGAACGACCUAAAUAUGAAGAGAAUCUAUUACACCCAAGUUACCUACUUGAUAUCGUGAAGUAUGAAUACUUGUGUGUUAUCUUCAACAUAUCAGCUUGUCGCUGGCUGGCUAACGCAUGUGUGAGCAAUUUUUACUCUUCCGAUCCUGCGGGAGCUUGCAGAUUAUGGAUACAUCCUCACUUAGUCAGCCAAACUAUUCUGCCAACACUGUCGACAAAUAAAUCAGAAUCACCUCUAAUAAAAAACGAAAUACAUCUAACUAAUGGGCAGAAUAAAAUAUUAAUUAGUGCAAUCAGAUAUAAAAAUGAUGGAACCUUUAAACGUCUUUUGGAUCCACGCAAAAGAAUUGUUCCUUGUCUUCCACCUUUCUCGAUAACAAUAGGUGAAGAUUACUCGCUGCAAUGUCCUAUCAAUACUUCAGAAGUAACUUUUUUAGAUGAUGAAUUACACGCAUUAUACGCCUCUGAUAAAAGUAGGAAACCUGUAUUUAUAUUAAUAAGAAAACCCAAUGGACAGUACGUGAAGAACGGCUUGUGGUAUUCAAAUAAGUUUUCUAAAUACUUCAUAUUCCGUCGAUCUCUGUCUGCGACAUCUAAUAUUACCGAUUUAAUAUAUUUGAGUGCCAUGCUGAUACAAAUCCGUAUCGAGAGAAGCCAGCGUAGCGCGGGGGCUUUAAAAUUAUAUUUGAAUGUGGAAGCUCAUUACGAUGUUAAAUCUCCUGCAUCUGGUACCUUUUUAACGUCUCUGAGAGUGACAAAUGAUUUACCAAGCGCUGGAGUUGUACGUGGAUUGGAGAUAUGGGGUAGUAUCCUCAGUAUUCUGAUGGCAGGCUACGCGUUGCUGCAGUGGCGCGGUGUGUUGCGACGUGGAGGUCUGAAAGUUUCUCUACUGCCAAUCAUAGCUGGAUGUAUCUCAGAUGCAAUCUAUUUUGCAACCUGGACUACAUUACUCCAUGCAUUGGCAGCGGAAGCUGGUACUCUUGGUCUGACUCUACCACUGUCACAAUACGAGGAGCAAGUGACGGCGGCUAUGAUUUAUACAAUCCUCACUUUGAAGGUUAUAAAAGUAGCGUACGUAAAUUGGAUAUUGUCACGUUAUGAUAUAUUUUUUAUCGACUGGUCUGAAUACAAUCCUUGUUUUAAAGAUACAUUUCUAUAUGAAACAAAUGGGAGGAAACAUGGGAUUUUAGCAAGAGAAUGGAUUGAAAUGCAAACAAAAAGGAGAACGUCCCCUGAACUAAAUGUUAUAUUAACACUUGUGAAUUUACAUUUAAUGAAGCCAUGGCAAUCGAUUCUACCCAAAAGUGGAGGAUAUAAAUGGGCCAUUGCUACUAUUGCCUGGUGGUCUUCUUAUAUAGUGGUUUUCUUGGUACAAAUUAUUGUGGAGAAGCUACGUGGAUCUCCCCCAAAUAAGCUUCAAAAGACUUGCACUGGUCUAGAAAUUUCCAUGUUGGUAUUUCAAGAAGAAUUAUACGCUCAUUAUGUGCAUGGACGCAAUGACGAAUCUUCCGAUACGAAAUAUUUGUCGGGACCAUUAACGACAUGUCGGAUAUCGUGUGCACCGCAAUUUAGGGCCAUCUGUAAGCAACUCCUUGUUACCGAGGAAAGGUCUUUAGAAAAAUGUGAAAGUAAACAAAUUCUGUUAUCAAAAUUCUUAGGAGCUUUCUUUGAAAGAGCAUUAGAUGGCCUCAGCUGGGUGGCUAGUGAAAGAACAGUUCUCGAAAAACUUUUAGAUUUGGAAAUUGUAACUAGAGAAGGUGGCAACACCAGUACAUUACUCUAUGACAGUGACAAUUUAACGCCAUCUUGUUUUGCUAUAACUUGGUGGGGUAACGAAUGGACGCUGGCAACAUUCGAUUCCAUAGUAUUUACUAGUGUACUAUUUUCUACCAAGGAACCUUUAUAUGCAGCUUUCGUUACUAUAACAGUAUGGCAGAUAAUGAAACAAACGAUCACAUGGCUAGCUAAUAAGAAUGUAAAAGAGAAAACCAAUAUAAAAAGUCUCUGAAUCAUAGAUAAAAAAUAUUUAGACUAUGUCUACAAUAAGAAAAAUAUUUCUUUAUUGUUACUUGUGUGAAUUCUUGCUUACAAUACACAGAAGUACAAAUAUAACACAAAGUGGAUACACAAAUUGCAAGAAAUGUAUUUUAAAAUGUUACCCAUUUCAUAUAAUUAAAGAUAUCAACAAUUUAAAAAUCCAAAGGACAAGCGACAAUAAAUACGUGCGUAGAAAUCACAAUAAAGUAUUGAGUAAAUAUUUUGUAAGCGAUCAUGAUUUAUAUAAGAAAUAUCUUAAUUUAUUUCUUAAUCAAAGCAAGGAACAUGACAAAGAUAUGUCUGAGGAUAUUGCAUCAGAAUUAUCUACGACAUUACCAACCAUUUCUCAAAAGGGUCCUUUUUAUGAUUUCAUAGUAAAUCUGUGUAAAAUCAUAAUAAAUGAUAUGCCAUUAUCGAGGAUUCAUAAAAUAUUAUCAAUGCUAAAGGUCAAUUUCAGACACCUAUGGUAUGAUGUACCUUUUCAACGUGCAUUGAGAAUUUUCUCGAAAACAAUCGAUAGAAUGGAUAUAUUAAAAAGUGUAGCACUUAAACAGAAAGUUCGAGAAUUUUUAUCAUUUUUCAGAAACAAUAAACCAAGAAA